This is a messenger RNA of Penaeus indicus, 3713 nucleotides long. RefSeq lists its product as uncharacterized. Lineage: Eukaryota; Metazoa; Arthropoda; Malacostraca; Decapoda; Penaeidae. The record is from RefSeq and is a predicted model, not a curated record. The transcript has 8 exons. The coding region runs from base 24 to 3668 and encodes 1214 amino acids. Gene Ontology annotation, molecular function: small GTPase binding; guanyl-nucleotide exchange factor activity.
CGGUGUCGGUACUGACCGAGCUCAUGCGCGGAGAGGCCUCCGUGCGAGCCUUCCGCGAGCGGCAACUCGCCCUCGGCCACACCCUUCCUCUCGGCUCGUAUCUCCUCAAGCCCGUGCAGCGCAUCCUCAAGUACCACCUCCUCCUCGGAAACAUCGUCAAGCACUUCGAGAAGGAAUGCAGUGGUUACUCCGAGAUCUGGAACGCCCUCUCGGCGAUGACGGGGAUGGCGCACCACAUCAACGACAUGAAGCGGCGCCACGAGCACGCCGUCAGAGUGCAGGAGAUCCAGUCGCUGCUCUACGGCUGGCAGUUUGAAGACCUUACUACCUAUGGCGAACUAGCAGCGGAGGGAACGUUCAGAAUGUGGGGCGCGAAGGGCCUUCGACACGUGUUCCUCUUCGACAAAAUGAUCCUUAUCGCCAAGAAGAAGGAGGAAAAUAUUCUUAUGUAUAAGACACACAUUCUGUGUUCAAACUUGAUGUUGAUCGAGUCUGUGCCGGGAGAGCCUCUCAGCUUCCACGUGAUUCCGUUCGACAACCCGAGAAUGCAGUACACCCUGGAGGCGCGGAGCUUGGAGCAGAAGAGAGAGUGGACGCUGCAGCUGAAGAGAGUCAUCCUUGAGAAUUACAGUGCCAACAUACCCGCCCACGCCCGACAGCUGGUCAUGGAACUCGGCCAGAGCAAACCUGACGACGUGCUGAUGUCGGAAGUGCGCAGCAGCGGGCGGCGAGCGCACCACGCCCCUGAGUACCUGGAGAAGAGGAAGGUGGACCGGGAACGGCGGAGGUCGUCCGAGGGAGGACUCAACACCAAGCUCAGACUCCGGCGGUCCAGCAGAACGAGGAAGGAGAAAGAGGAAAAGGUGACGCGAAGCCGGAGCGUGAGUCGCACCAGAGACACCGAAGACGAAGAGUUGGACCGGAAAGUGUCUACAACCUCAGCGCCCUCGUCGUGUGAGAAGCCAAAGCUGAAGUUGACGAUGUGGGGGCGCCGCCGCUCAGAGCCCGGCAUCGGCAGCCGGGAGUCGCUCUCGCUGGCCUCCACCAUCAACCUGGACGAGGGCCUAGACACCCCGCCCCCCAGCCUGGGCCAGACGCCACAGCCCCUCGACGCAGCCACGCCCUCCGGACCUGCCACUCCCGAGGUGUCCCUUGACGGAGUUUCCAUGUCCGAGUACGAGCGAGAGGACGUCGAGGGGAACAGGACGGGCAGAGAAUACGAAGAAGGCAGCGAGAACGGAGAAAACCUCGAGGAGAUCAUCAGCCAGCUCCUCCAGAAUAAACUGCAGCUUCAGAAACUUCUCCUGAGCAAGCAGCGCCGAGGCUUGAUGAGAAAGCUCCCGCUCCGCUACGAGACGUCCGACACGGAGAACGAGGACGGCCCCUUCAAGGCCAACGGCUCGUACGCGGGCUCGGACGCCGGCGACACCCUCCGGCACGAGGACGUGGGCGACUAUGUGGACUUCUAUUUCAAUGGCAUGGGCAAGGAGGGCGAAUGUGCCACACAGACUGAAAGUGCCAAUGUUUCCAGUAGUGAAUGCCAGUCGAUGUACAGCAGUGCCGUCUCAGUGCAUCAGCCGUGUGAUAAUAAGUCUCUGUCUAGUGAAAAGAAGACGAAGCCAGUGAGAAGAUCGUCGUCCGACCUCAGCUUCAAGAAGAUGCCAACUCUCAAGAAAAUGAACUCGAAUUACGACAAUCUGCUCAACAUCUGGAGCACGAUAAGAGGGAAGAGCCCGGAGAAGAGGCAGAGCGGCGCAUUCCAGCAAGUCAAGGCAUCACAGACUCCCACAGCGACUUUAGAGAGGCCAAGGUUAAGACGGGCUCAGUCCUUCUCCGCGGAGAAGUGUCUAUCGAAUAAUCACGAAAACAUUUACGUGUCGGCGGCGCAGCUCACGCCCCAGCCCCACACGGCCCCCGCGGAGACCUCGAAGCCCCCGGAGGUGUGGGUGCGCGACGAGAGCCCCCGGGAGAACCGCGAGCGCCCGGUCACUAUCGCUUUCUACAACAGCAACGAGGUGAGUCUGAGCGCGCUCGAGCAGUACCUCAACCAGCCCCGGCCUCCGAGACGGUGCAGCGAGCGGUUCCCUUACGACACCGAGGACAACAUGACGGAUUACUCCAUGACGCCGCACAUGAGCAUGGACAACAUCCUCAGCAUUCAUCCCGAGCACAAGAUCUACAAGUCCACAAAUAAUAAGUCGACGUUAAAGACAGUGCUAAACAAAAUUACGAGUCCCAGAAACAACAAGACCGUGUCAGAACCUUCAGGCUCAGUCUACAAUUACUCAAUGGAGAGUGAGCUUGACAAGGGCAUGGAUAAGAGAGCGAGUAAAAUGGUAUACAACAUGGCGAGACAGUGUUCCAAAACCCUGAAGGAACGCAUAAAGCAGAUCCGAGCCGAGGACAUCGAAAAAGCCCCUGUCCCCAAGUCCCCAACGGAGAACGUGUACGCCCUGCCGAUAUACAAGCAGGGGAGUUCGAGUAUCGGGGCUCGUUUGGCUGGUACGAACGAGCCUUCCGACUAUGCCGUGCCGAGAAUCCGACCUCUUGACCAGAAACCCAAGUCCGACCUCAGACCCGACUCGGUUCUCUCUUCUUCCUCCAUCCUCACAUCUUCCUCGUCCUCUUCCUCGUCUUCCAGUCGUGAUACGAAAUUUUUAGAAGGCAUUGAAGUCUCUAAUAACAUGGCUAAUGUGGAAGAGGAAAAUGAGGAAAAUCAAGAAACCCCUUCAUUCGACAGCGACGCCUCAGCCGACAGUUAUUAUGAACGAUCCUUUGAGGCGAUAGAGAACCUUGAGACCGAGAUAUUCCGAGACAGUGCCAUCUAUAGCGACCCCGAAGACACGGAAUCCCCCCCGAACAGCCUGAAUCAGGAGCGGCCAUCCACUAGUCCCAAGUGCAAGUCCCCGAAUUCCAAGAAGUUCUCCCCCAGAUCUUCUACAAAGGUCACGAAGAAGGCUGUGUCCCCCAGCCGCCAUGCCUCCCCCGAGAUCGUGGUGACGCCUGAGGAGCCGUCAGCCGCCGCGGAGGCCGAGUCGACGUCCUCUAGUGGCGUGGCAUCCAUCAGCCCCCGAUCGUCCCCGCAGGCGAAGAAGGUCCCGCCUCCCGUCCCCGCCAAGCCUGACAGCAUAAAGACCAAACGCCCGUGCGGGAACCUCAUUAUGCAGCAGCUCAAGAACCUGGAGGAGUGCAGGAAAUUCAGUCGCGACGACCAAAACAGCAGCCCCUCGUUCGACGGCUUCCGAAGCCUGGACGACCGCCGAAAGGAGCUGGAGGUGUGUCGGGUCAAAGGGGACGACGGAGAAGAGCCCAGCGCGUCCCCCAGAGGAACCCCGGAGAGAGAAAACAGUGCGGACAGGAGCUCUCGGUCGCCGAGAUCCCCCACUCUCAUGACUCCUCCUAUUAUAAAAAAUCCCAUUACUUUAUCUCCCCUUAGUUUACCCGUGACUAGGUCGUCCUCAGUACCACCCAGACUUUCCCCUCGCCCCUCACUCACGCCCGAGUCUCCGCUGCCUGCCUCUGUGGGAACGCAGAGUCCAGCAGGGAGCGAGAGGGCGUCGCCACUGCCGCCCACAUGCCAAGAUGCGGAGGAACUGGAUGAGCCGCGUGUUGCUAGGGGUUGGGUGCGACAUGUUAUAGGGAAGUUACAAGCGGAAACAGACGUGUGAUAGUUUCAUAUAUAUGUGUGUGUGUGUGUGUAUGUAUGUAUGUAU